AUGGCGACUGACUGGCAACCCGGCUGCAUGGUACCUCCCAAUCCACCAGCACUUGAGAGUAUAUCAGCCCAUUCAGACCGGGCUCUUCAAAAUACCUCUGGGAAUGUACAAUCAUAUUCGGACAGCUUAGCAUACAGCGAUACUACUGUGCGGGAUGGCCAUCCGUCACAAUAUGCCGUCAAGUACCCUCAGCACCCUCCGGUCCCAACCCACCCAUUGCAAACUGCUCCCAGUCUCCAUCAUCCGCAGGUCCUUGCCAAUCGAUUCCAAGCGAAGAAACUGAGACGUUUGCAGUCAUUCGGACCCAGUCUAGUUGGGCCUCGUAGAGCAAGAAGCUAUUUGAAAUCUCAAAAGUAUCUGGAAUAUAGGGCACGUCCUCGACGGGACACGGGGAAGGAUGGAGAACCCGUAUGGUCAGACGAGCUCGAGGAUGCUUUUCAACAAGCUCUUGAGGCAAAUCCUCCAAUGGGUAGAAGGAAGUGGUCUGAACGCGGGAAAUCGUAUGGCCGAAACGAGCUGAUUGCCGAAUUUAUCUACAAGGCCACGGGCAAAAGGAGAACUAGGAAGCAAGUCUCCAGUCACUUACAGGUCCUUGACUCUUUUCUCAAAGGAGAUCCGGAUUGGGAAAGGCUGGUGCGAGAACAGCCCGCGGAUCGUUCGGGCAGUCACACUCAUUCGAUCGGUCCCAAAUGGAGGAACCCCGUAGAACAUCCUCUGUCAAGUCACUAUGGGCACCAUCUGCACAAUCCCUACAAUGAUCACUUGAGAAUGGUGCAGCCCUAUGCCGGGGAGUUACCACCCCCCCACUUCGUUCUGAAUCCAACCAUGCGAGACCCCACAGUCAACACGGUCCAUGGUCUUAGCUUUGAGAUGUGGGUGAACGCUCCAAAUCGGCAUGAUCUUAUCGAAAACGCUCUACAUAUAUACACGCGCCUUCAAGUAGACCAACGUCUUCCCAUUGCGCCGCCAGCCCCAUUGGAAAACCUCACGGGCUGGCGUACUAGUUUUCCUUAUCUUAGUUCGUUGAUGGCAGACCUACGCCGUCCAUUGAAUUGCGAGAUCGUUUACCUCGAAGCCAACCUUGACUUGAUGGACGAUUUCCCUCCUUCUGGCUCCAGACUAGGGAUCCAGAUGGAAUUAGAUUUCGCACAUCCCGCUACAAAUGAUGCGCCUAUGGUUAGCCACAUGGAGAAUUGGACCUGCAGCACCUAUAUAUAUGAUAAUGGUCAGCGAAUGACACAUGCUAAUAAGAAGCUUUCUAAGCCGUCGUCGACCAAGGUGACGCCGCUUUUUGAAUCUAUGUGGUGGGCUAAGCUUUUUACCCAGCUCACUCAAGAGAAGCAAGUAGCGGAAAAGCCUGAACAACAAGAAGCUGCUGAUGAGCAAUCAAGGCAGUUCUUCCGCACGAUGUCAGCGGUCCAAGAGAUCAGGGCCACACCUCCGGCUCCUCGGCGACACUCACAUUCGUACUCUGGGCUGCCCGAGGAGGAAAGUGUGCCAGUGGUCAUCUUGCUCUGGAAAUUCCGCCAGACAAGGCCUGGGGAGGUAGGAACGACGACAUGGCGGAAGCUGAUUCCUCCACCAGAUCGAACCACGACGAAUAGCCCCCGGCCAGCAACCGGAAUCGACCUCCCACCCUUGUCACUUGACUCGAUCUUGUUGAACAAGCCGGCUCCCAGCGUCUACAAUGCUCCUCAGCACCACGACCUGCUGCAUCAUACUGGGACCUCACAACCGCCGUGGCCUCUUUAUCAGCCACCGCAGGAGAACAUGUUCGGCUCAACUGGGAACUUUGAUUUUCUAAACUCAAUUACCAAGGCAGAGGAUGGGCUCGGGGACAAAACGGCGGUCACGUCAGUAAUAGAUUCGUUUCCUAACUUACCACCGCAAGAAACCAGCCAGCCAGCUCACCUCAACGGCUCCAGCGGCGGACCCGUGAUGCUCCACGUCCCCGACAUCCUGUCCCAUCCGAAUCUCAGCGGAUACAAUAUGGGCCAUGAUGGACACUACCAGGACAAUGGAAAUGUGUUGAACAAUAUUUUUGGGUCUGGAUCGCAGUCAAUUGACGAGAUGGGACAUAGUCAUGCGGCAUGGUCCACACCGUCGACGACGAUCCCCGGCGACGUUGGCUCCAACAACUACACUCAUCUCCAGUUUCCAUCAUCCGAGAGCCAAGUUCCCGUGUCACGAGAAUCGCACCAGUCGAACACUUUCGCGGAGCUGAUAGGACCCGAUGACCUGAUCGAUAAGCUUGUUGGACAUAUUCCCGGUGAUCCUGGUAUGAAUGGGGCCGGUCCCGAUCAUGCCAAUUCCGCGUAUACCGAGACGAACGCGGUCGAGACGGUCUAA
Molecule: messenger RNA, 2349 nt
Organism: Aspergillus tanneri
Lineage: Eukaryota; Fungi; Ascomycota; Eurotiomycetes; Eurotiales; Aspergillaceae
Gene: abaA
Product: transcription factor AbaA
Exons: 3
Coding region: 1-2349 (782 amino acids)
Biological process (GO): regulation of transcription by RNA polymerase II
Cellular component (GO): transcription regulator complex
Molecular function (GO): DNA-binding transcription factor activity, RNA polymerase II-specific; RNA polymerase II cis-regulatory region sequence-specific DNA binding
Source: RefSeq, a predicted model, not a curated record